This is a messenger RNA of Umbelopsis ramanniana AG, 1893 nucleotides long. RefSeq lists its product as uncharacterized. Gene Ontology annotation, cellular component: plasma membrane; fungal-type vacuole. The transcript has a single exon. Bases 85 to 1782 code for a protein of 565 amino acids. The record is from RefSeq and is a predicted model, not a curated record. Lineage: Eukaryota; Fungi; Mucoromycota; Umbelopsidomycetes; Umbelopsidales; Umbelopsidaceae. Gene Ontology annotation, molecular function: tripeptide transmembrane transporter activity; dipeptide transmembrane transporter activity. Gene Ontology annotation, biological process: transmembrane transport; oligopeptide transport.
AAAAUAUGCUAUAUAUUAAAGGCCAUUCAUCACCUGUUGCUGUUCGCUCCCCUCCUUCCUUUAUCUUUUCUUUACCUAGGAAUUAUGUCCGAAAAGUACGAGGACCAAUCUCAGGUUCUUGAUGCCGAACACAUCACUACUCCUGCUGUCUACGACCACACUGAAGAUGCCGUCGACGGUCCUGAACCCACCGAAGAAGAGUGGGCUUCCCUUCGUGAAAGUGCUGAUUCCAUUCCCGUUUCAGCCUUCUUGGUUAUCUUGAUUGAAUUCUGCGAACGUUUCACCUACUACGGUCUUACUGGUCCUUUCCAGAACUACAUUCAAAACCCUGCUCCUCCUUCUUACCCUGCUGAUGUGCCUGGUGCUCUCGGCCGUGGUCAACAAACUGCUACUGCUCUCAACACCUUCUUCCAGUUCUGGUGUUAUAUUACCCCUAUCUUUGGUGCUAUCGUUGCUGAUCAGUUCCUCGGAAAGUACCGUGCCAUUCUCAUCUUCAGUAUGAUUUACCUUGUUGGUCUUAUCAUCUUGACCACCACCUCCAUCCCUUCUGCCAUCGACAGUGGCGCUUCAUUCCCUGGUUUCGUUGUCUCUUUGAUUGUCAUCGGUUUCGGUACUGGUGGUAUCAAGGCCAACGUGUCUCCUCUUGUCGCUGAACAAUACCGCUCCAAGGUUCCUUUUGUCCGUACCCUCAAGUCUGGCGAGCGUGUCAUCGUUACUCCCCGUGCCACUUACCAAAAGAUUUUCAACAUGUUCUACUGGGGUAUCAACAUUGGUGGUCUUUCCGCCAUUGCUACCACUGAAAUGGAAAAGAACAUUGGUUUCUGGUCUGCUUACCUUUUGCCCACCUGUAUGUUCGUUCCCGCCAUCAUUGUUGUUGUCAUGGGCCGCAAGCGUUAUAUCCAAAACCCUCCUCGUGGUUCUAUCUUCGUCGAAGCUGGUCGUCUUUUCCGUCUUUCAUGGCAAGUUAAGGGUGGUUUGGAUGCUUGCAAGCCUUCCCGUUUGGAAGUUGAUCACCCCGACAAGAUGGCCAAUGUUACCUGGGAUGAUAUCUUUGUUGAUGAAUUGAAGCGUGCCUUGAAGGCUUGCACUGUCUUCUGCUGGUUCCCUAUCUACUGGCUUUGCUAUUCUCAAAUGACCACCAACUUGGUUUCCCAGGCUGCUACCAUGUGGACCGGUAACGUUCCCAACGAUAUUAUGCAAAACAUUGAUCCUCUUGUUUUGAUCAUUACCAUUCCCUUGAUGGAUCGUCUUGUCUACCCUGGUCUCCGUCGCAUUGGUAUCCCCAUGGGUCCCAUUUUCCGUAUCACCCUUGGUUUCAUCUUCGCUUCCGCUGGUUUGGCUUACACCGCUGGUAUCCAAUCUUUGAUCUACAAGAAGCAACCCGAGUUGAUCUCUGCCGGUAUCCAAAUUCCUUCCUACAUUUUCAUUGCCAUUUCUGAAAUUUUCGCUUCCAUCACUGGUCUCGAAUAUGCCUACAAGAAGGCUCCUGAAUCCAUGAAGUCUCUCGUCAUGGCCAUCUUCUUGUUCAUGAACUGCUUCGGUUCCGUCCUCCAAUUCGCUCUUGUCUCCGUCACCGUUGACCCCAAGCUUACCUGGAUGUACACUGGUAUCUCUGCCGCUAUGGGUAUCUGUGCUCCUCUCUUCUGGAUCUGCCAUCACAAGGCUGAUGCCACCGAUAUUGAAGAAGAUGCCAUUGUCCGUCGUGGUGAGCAAGAGGAUGCCUACAUGGCCCACAAGCCCACUAUCGCUGAGUACGAGAAGGACCUCAAGCAGGAAGCUUAAACUAUAAUUAAUUCUUACCUCAACUCUUGUUUGAUAUGUAUUCAUCUAUAACUGCUUUGUAAUAACAUGUACGAUGACUGCGUCAUCUGCCUAUAAAAAUUAGACUACUCU